This is a messenger RNA of Trichogramma pretiosum, 1490 nucleotides long. RefSeq names its product putative transferase CAF17, mitochondrial. Gene Ontology annotation, molecular function: protein binding. NCBI's taxonomy places the organism in Eukaryota, Metazoa, Arthropoda, Insecta, Hymenoptera, Trichogrammatidae. The record is from RefSeq and is a predicted model, not a curated record. The coding region runs from base 144 to 1238 and encodes 364 amino acids. Gene Ontology annotation, cellular component: mitochondrial matrix. The transcript has a single exon.
AAUAUAUGAUCUUGCUACUUAAUAAAUUAUUUUCUCCAAAUCUUAACAAAAGGCGCUAUCAGUGCAAGUCAUACUUUUAAGCGUAAAUGAAUAGAAAUACUUGACGUCAGUUUUUAUUUUAAACAAUUAUUGAUUCAGGGUUUAUGAAAAUGAUGCAAUUUACAAGAACUUUCAUGCAAAGGAAUAAAAAACAAUUUGUUGGACAAAGUUUUUCAAGAUUAAAAUCCUCAGAUUUUUUUAGUAAAAGUAUUGUUCACUUGAAACAAAGAAAACUGUUACAUAUAUCAGGGCCUGAUGCCUCAGAUUUUCUGCAAGGAUUAAUGACUAAUGAUAUUAGACAUUUAGAAGAUGGAUCAAAAAGCAUAUAUUCAUUAUUUCUUAAUAUCAAGGGUAGAAUAUUGUUUGAUAGUAUUAUAUACAAGUGUCAAGAAAAGGAUGCUUUUUACAUUGAAUGUGAUUCUACACUUUUUAAUAAUUUUAUAAAACAUUUAAAAAUGUAUAAACUGAAAAGAAAAGUCAAUAUACUACCUAUGAAUAAUGAUAUGAAAGUGUGGUGCAUUUAUGAAAAUAAAGUUGAUGACCAAGUUUCAUAUAACAAUAUUGAUAAUCCAAAAAUAUCAGAAGAAAACAUUUCAGCAUGUUCAAUAAGUAAUAAUACUAAUGGAAUAAUAGACAACAUAGCUGUGUAUCAAGAUCCUAGAUUAUUUGAAUUAGGAUACAGAGUUUUAACAAAAUCAGUAGUUGAUUCUGAUGAUAUAAAUAAAUAUCUAGAUUUGAACAUCAAACUUCAUGAGAUAAUUGAUUAUAUAUCUUUUCGAUAUAAACUGGGUGUGCCUGAAGGAGUACGAAAUUUCCCAAUUGGAGUAUCAUUUCCUUUGGAGUCAAAUUGUGAUUACUUACAUGGAGUAAGUUUUCAAAAAGGAUGUUAUAUAGGACAAGAAUUGACAGCCCGAACAUACCACACAGGUGUUGUAAGAAAAAGAAUCAUGCCUUUGAUAUUAGAUAAUGGAUGCACAGAAAAAUUUCAAAGUUAUGAAAAUAUUACUAAUGAAUCUGGUCAAAUUAUUGGUAAAAUCAUUGAUCACGAAGGAAAUUAUGGCCUUGGUUUAAUGCGAAUAUCUGAAGCCUCAGCUUCUUCAAUCAUAAAUAUAAGUAACUGUACUAUGAAACUCAUGAAGCCUCAAUGGUGGCCACAAGAUAAACCAAAAAUUGAAUCAUCAUUAAAAAAUAAAAACUGAUCUACUGUAUUCAUUUGAAUUUUAGUAAAAACAAAUAUCCUCAAUCCUAGUAAUUUUCAUAGUCCAAACAAUAUAGAAUUAGUCAAAAUAAUAUCUUUUUUUAACUUAUACAAAUACAUGAUUUUAAAAAAUCUUUUAAAAACUUCAAAAUUUUUCAGUUUUAUAAUCAAAAUGGAUGAAACUUUUCCUGACAAACAGUUACUUGUAAGUGCUGGUAAAAAGGAAGAUUUGCAAGUGGACACUGAAUGUGCA